GUGUGUGUGUGUGUCUGAAAGAGAGAACGAAAAAGAGAGAAUCGGGGCUUUUAUUAUGAAGUGUGUAGUGACGUUCUACCCGGAAGUGCUGAAUUGCUGGAUAGCUGAUUGACGAAAAUCUCCGACUCUGAGAGGACAAUCAUGUCCUCAGACCUGCUGGUGGAUCUGAACGAUGAGCUGGGAGGAGAUGAUUCUCCCAGCGCGGCUCUGGAUCAACUCAAGCUGGUUCCAGAGAAGCAGUGGCCACAGGACGAUCCGGUCAGCCUCAGCAAAUCCGCUACAGAUAUUAAGAGUCUCAGUGAAGGUUCUCACCUGGCAUGGGACGAUCCUUUCUAUGAUAUCGCAAGACAUCAAAUAGUGGAAGUGGCAGGUGAUGAUAAUUUUGGGCGGAAGGUGAUCGUGUUCAGCGCAUGCCGCAUGCCCCCACAGCAUCAGCUGAACCACCACAUGUUACUCAUGUACCUGAAGCAGACACUGGAUAAGUACGUGGAGAGCGAUUACACACUGAUCUACUUCCACCAUGGCAUGACCAGCGAGAACAAGUUGUCCCUCAGCUGGCUGCGAGAUGCAUAUCGCGAGUUUGAAAGGAAGUAUAAGAAGAACAUUAAGGCGUUUUACAUCGUCCACCCCACCAUGUUCAUCAGAACCGUCCUCAUCUUCUUCAAACCACUCAUCAGCUUCAAAUUUGGUCGUAAGGUCCACUACGUGAACUACCUGAGUGAACUGGAGGAGAUAGUGAAGUGUGAUCAGCUGGUGAUUCCCAGUCGAGUCCGAGAGUAUGAUGAAAAGAUCUGUAUGAACCUGAAGCCGUCUGUGGUUCCUGGUCCAGUUUCUCCAGCUCACAGUCCUCCUCUACCGUACCAGCAGUUCGGGGUGGCGCUCUCAGUGUUGAGAAACACAGGAGCAGACGGAAUCCCGCUGGUCAUGCGAGACACCAUCACUUUCCUGCAGGAAAAGGGUCUGCAGACAGAGGGAAUAUUCCGACGCUCUGCUAACGUUAGUCUGGUGAAGAGCAUCAAACUUAAAUACAAUUCAGGUGAGCAGGUGAAUUUCUUUGAGAUGGAUGAUGUGCACCUGGCUGCAGUAAUCUUGAAGACGUUCCUCAGAGAGCUGCCAGAACCUCUGCUCACAUACACACUCUACAACGAUGUUGUCAACUUUCACAGAGUGGACAAAGCAUCUCAAGCUCUUACAGUCCGAAACAUGCUGAUGUCACUUCCUGAAGAGAACUACGUCUCGUUGCGUUUCCUUGUCCAGUUUCUGGCUCAGGUGUCAGCUGAGAGCGAGGUGAACAAGAUGACCAACACAAACCUGGCUGUAGUGUUCGGCCCCAACCUGCUGUGGGGUCAGGACGCCGCCAUGACCCUGAGUUCCAUCGGACCAAUCAACAACUUCGCCCGCGUCCUGCUCGACCUGCACAUGGACAUUUUCAGCCAGUGAGGAACAGAAGAACCUGCCUCUGUAUAUAAUCCACACCAUUGUGCUUUUCUCCUUUGUGUUGCCAAAUUCACGAGUGUUGUAAAUUAGUCAGAGUGGCAGGAAUGAAAGUGGCAGGUUUCAGGUUAGAGGGUGAGUUUCUUCCACAAUACUUAUAUUCAGUUCUUAUAUUGGUUUCAGACAAUCGCUCAUUUAUCCGUUUCUGCUUAUGCUAUCGAUCACGUAGCAGUUCAUCGUUUUCAUGGUACUGAUCAAGCGGAGUUUCUGCUCUCAGACCAAAAACGCUGGUAGAUACAGAAGGCUCCAAAAAUCUUGCGUGCACAGAAGGUAAAACGGAGCUCGUGGAGAAGAGGAGCGAGUCGUCAUGAGACUGUAUUACCUUCUUAAAAAAAGAAAUAAAAGAUAUUCGGCUAUUUUUUAGGUUUCAUACAACACAAUUUGACAAUCUACAGUAAUACUGAAGUCAGUGCCAGAAUUUUUGAACUCUGAUGUGAUUUGGUGAAAACGUCAGAUCCUCUUUUUUAGCGUUUCUUUUUAUGCUUUGGGGGGAUUCUUUGCACCCUAUUGGUCUUUUUGUACAGACCUUCAGCGUAUAAGCUUUUCUGUCUGAGAUCUUCUCGAUCAGCCAUAGUCACAGCUAUGGAUCAGUAUAAAGCACUAAUACUCAUCACACUUGAAACACUUUUUUUUUAAGAGCUUCUCAGUAAGUCUUUAUUUUUAUUACAUUUCUUAUAUGUAUGAUCUUUUAUACUAUAUUGAUGCCAUAUAUGCUUUUUUUUCUAUGGUGGCCUGCAGAGGAGAAUAUAUAUGAUAAUUAGGUAUAAUUAUUCUACACAUCUUCAUGAUGUACUUUACAGGAUUAUAAACACAAGUGCUGAUCUGGAUUCAGUGUCUGGGUCUGAUAUUGAAUUAACAUCAUUAUAAGGACAGGUGGCGCUGAUCCCAGAUCAGUCAGUACGUAUAGAACCAGGGUGUAGAUGUCCUGUGAUGAUGUUUCAGCAGAAGCUCAGUUCAUUGUUAUUGUUAAUGACUGACUGAACGCAGUAUUGAUUGAAGACACAAAUCCAAAAAACGUCUGAGCCGCACUGAACUUUCACACAAAAUAUUAUAAAAUAGAUUUCAUUUUUCCCUGAAUAAUUUCAUGAGCAGUUCUCUCCAUGUUCUACUCAGUGUCCCAGAAGUCUCCAGACACAGAACAUCUUCUGGAGCAGGUGUUCACUUCUUGGUUCAGUUGGAUCUCAGUGUCUGUGUUUGAUGAGGUUUUUAAAUUCUUUGCUAAAGAGUAAUGCAACCUGAGGACAGCUGUAUGAGGUGGUAUCUAAAAGUUUCUUUUUACAAGAAACUACUACAUUUAUCUACGUUUCCACACGUUUCCACACUUUUCCACACGUUUCCACACGUUUCUACACGUUUCCACACGCUCCCAGCGUUCUCCCGGAACGUGUCCUGGAAGUCUUCUUUUUAAAGUGUGUUCAGUACCUUCUGCAACUCGCACCGGAUCUCCACAACGGUGUCCAAACGACGAGCCGAAUCUUCAUCUUCUGACUGAGGAGGUCCACAGGAGGCGAAUGUGGUGAGUAUUGUGGGUGUGGAAGUGAGAUCAUGUGGAGUGUUCUGACGAUCAUCAUGCACAAGUUGCUGAACCGUUUGGACGUUUUUAGGGGUUGAGCUUGUCUUCCGGAUCUCUCGUCGUCUUCUGGUGAAGUUCUUCCACUCAAAACACCCCAAACGUCUCUGUGGCACAUCUGCCCAGUUUCACGCAGAAUUUCAUGUUUGCUCUUCUAACUCGCUGUCGGUGAUGAAACCAGUUACAACGUUAAUCUCCAAACGUCUUGAUACCACCUCGAGCAGUUGAGGGUUGAGUCCUGGGAUUUGAACUUGUGACCACCUGAUCCACAGUCUGAUGCCUUAACCACGGAGUUCCACCUCCUCAUGGUGGCAUGGUACAGAGAUUUCUGAGACACUGUGUAUAUUAAAAUCAUUAGAACACCUGGAACAUCUGGAACACCUGGGACUCAAUAAGAGUGUUUUCUAUUUUCCACAUCAUCUGUAUUUCCUCCUGUUUCUUCUCACUCCUGACACUGAAUCUGCAGUCUGUGUUCAGGGAAUGAGUUCUGCUGAAACGAGCAUCUUAUUCAGCUGCAGGUGGGGCGCAUAGAUAAAUAUCUGCUCAGAAGGUCUGUAAAGUUCAGAAUUCACUUCACUAGAACACAUCCUGUGUGUUCAUAAGACUAUGUGAUGCAGGUGUAGAUUACCCAGAAUGCACUUUGCUAUCAUAGAAGAGCCUGGUUUUAUCGUCUCCCAGUGCACUGCCUCGAUAUUGAAUUGUAAUUGAUGUACCGUGUGUGAACGUGACCCUCCUGUGUGUAUGUUUUUGGUGAAAACGUGCAGUGAUCCUUCCCAAAGCCCACGUGUUUUUUGUGUGCCUUACUGAAGUUGUAGGUCACGUCCUUCUAGGUUUCACACGUUUCAGCCUCCAUCCUGCUCGGGCCUUGGUGUUGUAAAUCCAGACCACAUUUCAUCUGGAUCCCCAGUGCUGUGGAUCUGUGUGAAGAUUAUAGCUUCAUCUUCUGUGUGUGUGUGUGUGUGUGUGUGUGUGUGUGCGUGCGUGUGCGUGAUUCCUCUCAGUGCUGGACUUUUGUAAAUGUGGUAAUAAAUGGUACAUAAGUAAUAAAAAUGUGUACUGUGGA
Silurus meridionalis is the source of this 4127-nucleotide messenger RNA. It is a transcript of the gene arhgap1, whose product is annotated as Rho GTPase activating protein 1. Gene Ontology annotation, molecular function: GTPase activator activity. Lineage: Eukaryota; Metazoa; Chordata; Actinopteri; Siluriformes; Siluridae. Gene Ontology annotation, cellular component: cytoplasm. Bases 142 to 1440 code for a protein of 432 amino acids. Gene Ontology annotation, biological process: negative regulation of endocytic recycling; small GTPase-mediated signal transduction. The transcript is spliced from 13 exons. The record is from RefSeq and is a predicted model, not a curated record.